Schistosoma margrebowiei is the source of this 5559-nucleotide messenger RNA. The record is from the annotation of a GenBank genome assembly. Lineage: Eukaryota; Metazoa; Platyhelminthes; Trematoda; Strigeidida; Schistosomatidae.
AAGGCGGCAGAAACAAGAAAUUACGCACCAGGCGGUAUAGUAGCGUGAAGUACUUCUACAGACAUUCUUUACGAUGAAGCUAAGAAGUAAAGUAUCCGAAGGAACCACACUACACUGAUAUCACUAUUAGCCAAGGAAAAUACUACCAUUUCAGUAUUUCUCGACAGAUGUCUCCCCACUCUGUCCCUUCGUACCAUAUUCUCAAUGUUCAUUCUUACGUAUUAUCAUUGGUACCGCAGUAUUUCACGUUCUCUCGGUAUUAUUUCCGUCAUGCUAAUGUGGCAUUGUGACUUGUGCUGACUCACGUUCGACAGGUUUCUCGUUGAUAAUGACACUGAAUGCUAGUAUUACGAGAGACAUGUGUCAGUAAGUUUAGAACGAAGAUUCGCGACAUGGUUUGGUGCAUUUAUUUCUAGAAGUACAAUUCCCUAGUGUGACCUAUUUGAAUUGAGACUGAUCGAGUCUAGUGGUAAAUGUAGUCUUAAACACUCGGAGAGUCUACACAAUUCAUUGAAAUUCCAUAGUAAAGACACCGGUUGUUAACUGAAUACUUCGGUUACAGCCGCCUAUUUAAGCUAGUUUAGGAUGGAUUUCACGAACAGCAAGUGUGCAUUAAUAUGGUCCGGUUAGAUAUUCAUUUAUUUCACAAGGUUCGCUUCAAUGGAUUCGUAUGUGUUAUCUCACAUAAACGUAAUUGGUUACUCAAGGUACCCAUUUACUCGAAUGCACUGGUCAUAAGCAGCCUGUAUCAUAAGUCUUGCUAAUGCUUUCGACAACGAUAUUCGUGCUUUCCUAAGACAUGUGUAUUUUGUGUAAUCUAAUUGAAGUAGUUAAUUAACAUGAUAUAGCACGACUAUUAUGUGAGAAUACCGAUAAGGUUUUGUUCGUCUCGUUAACAUUUAGGUGUGGAGUCAGAUUUAUGUAAACACAACGACGUAUUUUUACUAGGGUUCUUUUUGAGUACCGUUUCUAUAAUGGUCAGGAAAUUCGUUACUGUGCACUGAAUCGAUUGAUUUGUUUGUGAUAGGAGUUCCGGCUUUUAUAUUGGUUCUACCACCGUUUGCUGUUAUUCAUUGUUUAAGUGCAAUUUAAUAACGUCACCUGCAUUCACUCAUUCAAGUACAGAAUAAGCCCAUUAAUCAGAUUAUCUGCCACAAUUAUUAACUUACGUAAAAUUCCACUUUCGUUUUUCUUAACUGAAAGUCAGGUGUUUGAACCACUUAUGCACUGUUACUUCUUAAAAUAUAUUUCUACAUCAUGCAGCCUUUCCUUGAAUCAAGACGCAAGUCCAGAGAAAUUCACAAAUAUAUUGAUUUUGUGUACCCUUACCAAUUCAGGUUGCAAAAUAAAAAGUUUUCUGUUGUUAGACCAAGUAAAAAGUUCUGUCAUAUGUAAUAUAUCUAAGAACGAUAUACUUUAGUCAUAUCGUAUCGGACUAAAGUGAGAGUAUGAUGUAAACUUGUACGUGUUUCCUUUGUGGUCGACUUAUGAUUCCUUGCGUAGAAAGCUAAGAGUGAAAUCCCUGUAGUAUGAAAACCAACAUAUGAAGGAUUAAAAACACUGAGACAGUAUAGAAAGGAAAACUCAUUCAAAGAGGUUUUCGUUUAUGCUUUUAUGCUUUUUAAAACCCUACGUGGGAAGCGAAAAGAAUCCGUUCCUAAAGAGAAAGAUAUGUGACACAAACCACGUAUAGGCUCAUGUACUAAGUUGCAAUUCAAACUUGUAAGGACUGGUGGUUCUUACGGACUAAGCUUUCGUAAUAUUUAUAUUAUCUUCGGUCACUGGAUUGUGAUGUAUAUCUUAGGAAAUAGAGACACCAAAUAAAUUUCCAGCCCUUCUCAUUUUUAACUAAUUCCGUGUCGUUAUAGUUGAAUAUUUGAAACUUGGUUGUCAACUAGCAGCAAAGACCUAUAACUUGUUACAUUUACUCUUGAAUACUAGUUUUAGAACAAGUAAUUGGUUGCUUAGUGGCGUUCUUUAGUUAGCUUCAGGUGAUAUUAGCAAAAAUAAAUAAACCAAACAUUGUUAGCUUUUUCUAAAUGUGUUCAAGUAACCAAAUCUGGUUUUGAGAAGUAAAGUUGCUUGUGACUCACUAUUAUCUGUGACUAUACACAGUCGAACCUUGAGAUUGCGUACGAUAUUUUUGCCAAGUGCUUAAUAUAUUUGAGUGAUAAAAUCUCAGACAAACGCAUAUAAGGAUACUUAACUCUAAAACCUAAUAGUAAAAUAAGUAUUUGGAAGAGGUUUCUGUGACUAAUUUUACUUCUAACUUCUUUUUUUUAGCAUGUUAGUAGACUUCCCACUCCUAUCUACUCGUUUUGAUUCUCAUACAUUAGUCCAUUCACUUUUAUUUCAUGUUCAUUCUUUUAUUUUCUUUUGUUUUAGAUUUUAAUAUCAACUGGAUUUGACCUGUCCACAAUUAUACUCAUUUGCUUACAGGAAAUCUGAAUAUUCGUUGAAUACGGAACGUUUUACUGCUUGACUAUUUACAUGUAGGCUUUUAUAUUCUAAACUAUGAAUAUGCUCAAAAUACCAAAUACUGCACUGUUAUUUUUCGACUAUUUUUCAACCGGAACCUUUUUCAUACUCUUGAUUUACCUCUUUACCAGACUUUGUACACACUUGCUUCAUUUUCCGUCACUAAAUUGUCAUUUAGAUGUGAUAAUUUAUCAAGGCCGUGCCGUUGUCAUUUUUCUUGUAGUAUUUGUAUACUUCGUUGAUGUUUUGACAUGCAAAAUAAACGAUAAAUUUUUGGUCUAUACGAUGCUGAGGAAUAGAAGACGGUUAAAUACUCUGUUAUAUACACUUGUCCUUUUCACUUUCGCCCUAUGCUCAUUGUGCUCAGUUAUAUUUGUACCGUACACCAGCUUUGCUAUAUUUCUACUCUCCACCUCGGUCUUCUUGUUAUUUUCAGACUUGUCUAUAUUUUUGAUUGUACUGGAGUACUAUUUAUUGGAAACUGAAUUGUUGAAUUAUCAACCUGCUAAACGCCAUUGUUUACUCAGUCAUUUAUUUUCAAACCAAUUAUUUGUGGAUCAUAUACUUGGUAUGUUUCUAAAAACUUCUUUGUUCAGCAUCAGUAUCACAUCGAAAUAUGCAUACUUGGAAAGUAUCUUUAAAUCUACUUUGAUCGAGCAAAUUAUAUACAUUGUGAUCAUAUUUGUUUUCCUACCAUCAUUUAUGAGGAUUUUUGCGUCGUAUGCGAAAAGAGUGUGCGGUAAACAGCAAAAGUACUUAGUGUCGAAUAAGUGGGUAUCCAGCUCAACACGAAAGCGUAGACAUUCAUACUCAUCUGGCCACUCUUGUGUGGAGUAUCGACGUAUGAGUAUCCACAAUCUUUCUGGUUAUGAUGUCAACCCGAAUCGUUCUGAUAAGUAUUGGUCUACCACUUUUAUGAUAUUUGUCAGCUUGAUAAUACUUCAUUUAAAUAAUCGGUAUUCUGAGCGAAUUAGUUCUUUCAAGCACAAUUCAAGUGAGAAUGAAGUUCUUCCUAUCUUAUAUAAUGUUACUGCUUAUGAAGUUACUAGUAUCUUCCGUUUCAUUUACAAUAUAUUGCACGUUAUCAAUGUCAAUAUGGUGGUUUACUUGUUUCUCGGAUUGCUAUUAUUUAAGCGUAUCAGAGUGAAUAAACAUACUAACUCACAAUUACGUAACUUGAAUAUCCCUAAAAUAAAAGAGACCUUGCUUAGUGACCAAGUAAAGCAGUCUCCAAUAUUACCAGAAUUUUCGAAAAAAUUAAAUGAUGUUCCUCUUCAGUCAAGAAGACGAAUAUACUGUUUACGUAAAGACGACGACUAUAGCGAUAAAAACGAUUCCUCGUCUGUUUCUACAUUUCCUAAUACGUGUAAGAAUGUCAAUGAACGCCCAUCCAAUGUAUUGGACUUGGAUAUGUUGACUGAAAAGAUUAAGCAGGGCUUGGGACAUGAACUAUCAGAUACAGAGAUUUUACAACUGAUAUCACAUGGAAGGCUUAAAACUCGUGAAUUAGAAUCAGUCGUUCGCAAUCCAUUUCGGGCUGUUGAACUCCGUCGUUUAGAUUUGUCAACAUUUCUUAAUAACCCACAUAUUAUUGAGCGCAUUCCAUACAAAGACUAUGAUUAUCGUCUUGUAUAUGGUCAAUGUUGUGAGGAGGUUAUCGGGUACAUGCCUAUACCAGUUGGAAAAAUUGGACCUCUUCUAUUGGAUGGUCGUUCUCAUUACAUUCCUUUGGCUACUACUGAAGGAUGCUUGGUUGCCAGCACAAAUCGGGGAUGUCGUGCCAUUUUUUUGGCUGGUGGUAUCAAAAGUGUUGUCUAUAGAGAUCAAAUGACAAGAGCACCUGUUGUUUGGUUCCCAUCAAUUAUUGAUUCAGUGAAAUGUAUUGCAUGGAUUGAUUCAGAUGAAGGAUUCCGAAUUUUAAAAUCAGCUUUCGAUAAAACUAGCGCACAUGUAAACUUAUUAUCAGUUUUUGCUUGUCCGGCUGGUCGAUAUAUUCACAUUCGAUUUGCUGCACGUACAGGUGAUGCUAUGGGUAUGAAUAUGGUUAGCAAAGCCACUGACAGUGCUUUGCAUUGUCUACAAAAAUAUUUCAGUAAUAUGCAAGUUAUCUCUUUAAGUGGAAAUAUGUGUACAGAUAAAAAGCCAGCUACCAUAAAUACAAUUCUUGGUCGUGGUAAAUCUGUUAUUGCUGAAGCUCAUCUAUCAGCUGAUGUACUGGCUCAAGUGUUACAUACCAAUGCACAGCGAUUAGCUCGGUUAACUCAUUCCAAAAAUUGGAUUGGAUCUGCAAUGGCCGGUUGUCCUGGUAUGAUGGGAUGUAAUGCACAUGCAGCAAAUAUUAUUGCUGGAAUGUUUGCAGCUACGGGACAAGAUUUAGCUCAAGUUGUUGACUCAUCAUCUUGCUUAACACAAUUGGAGGUUGAUUUGUCAGAUGACUCACUGGUAGCUAGUGUUACUAUGCCAUGUUUAGAAGUUGGUACAGUCGGUGGUGGUACACGUCUUCCAGGCCAACGUGCAUGUCUUGACUUACUGGAUUUAAGCGUCGAUCGUCCAACUGAACAUUUAUCACGGGUAAUUGCUGGAACUGUACUUGCAGCUGAGCUGAGCUUAAUGGCAGCCUUAGACACAGAUGAUUUGGUGAAAGCACAUAUGCACUUCAAUCGAGCCAAGCAAUCUACAAACUCUAACCCCUGUAGUCAUACUACUACUACUGAUUAUAAUAAUAUUGAUAUCAAUAGUAAUAUUUACGAUAAUCAUAACAUUGCUUUAUCUUCAAAAAGUUCUGUUACUGAUAAUUCAGAUGUACGCGAAUCUGUUCAUUCCAUACAUGUGAAACCACUUCCUGUUAAAAGUGACUUAUCUGUAGAUUCGGAGAUAUCCCAUUAUACUAUGUAACUUGUAUAUGUAGACAAUUUUACUGUCAGUUUACAAAAUACCCUUGUAUAUCAUUUCUAAGCCCUAAAUUAAAUUUUAACAAAUAAGUUGUAUUCUCGAAUCAUUUUUAGACGUUUACUUAAUUUCCCGUGUCUUUUUUCACUUUCUGUUUCCGUACGUUUGAUCAAAAUAAACAAAUUAUACUUC